UGCUACCACAAGUGUGUGUGUGUUUUGUGUGAGUGUGUGUGAGUGACCAUUCUUCAGCAUGGAUGUCCAACAUGGAGCCACUGGGGAUUUCUCCACCAGGAACCCUCAGGAUGACUUUGAGAUCCUGUUGAGGGUCGGAUGGGGAACCUACGGGGACGUUUACAAGGCGCGAAACAAGCAGACUGGAGAGCUGGCAGCCAUUAAGAUUAUCACGAUGGAACCAGAAGAUUACUUUUCCACCAUCGAGCAGGAAAUAGUCAUAGUUAAGAGCUGCAAGCAUGCCAACAUUGUGGCGUAUCAUGGCAGCUACAUAAGUGCUAAUAAGCUGUGGAUCUGCAUGGAGUUCUGUGGGGGAGGCUCCCUGCAGGAUGUCUAUAGUGUGACCGGCCCUCUGUCAGAGCCACAGAUCGCAUACAUCUGCAGAGAGAUGUUGCAGGGUCUGGACUACCUCCAUGCACAGAGGAAAAUCCACCGAGACAUCAAGGGUGCCAACAUCCUCCUCAACGACCAGGGCGAGGUGAAGUUAGCCGACUUUGGCAUCUCCGCCCAAAUCACAGCCACUCUCGCCUGUCGCAUGUCCUUCAUUGGGACGCCUUAUUGGAUGGCGCCAGAGGUGGCAGCAGUGGAAAUAAAAGGUGGCUACAAUGAGCUGUGCGACAUCUGGUCGGUGGGCAUCACGGCAAUCGAGCUCGCAGAACUGCAGCCGCCCAUGUUUGACGUCCACCCGCUGCGAGUCCUGUUUCUCAUGUCCAAGAGUGGCUACCAACCUCCUAAGCUGAAGGACAAGUCAAAAUGGUCGCCCACGUUCUAUAACUUUGUCAAGGCAAUGUUGGUGAAGAACCCAAAAAAGAGACCCAGUGCCUCCAAGUUACUCUCACACAUAUUUCUGGCACAGCAGUGCCUGACCCGGGAACUGACUCAGGACCUCCUGGAGAAGUGUCGACACCCGGAAAAAGUCAAGUUCUUCCCGGCGACAGAGGACGACGACACAGAGGUGCCUGUGUCUGGAUCACUAAAGAGGAUCCAGUCGAUCAACAAACACAGUCGAGCAGAGGGGAAACACUCUCACACAACGUUGGAGCAGAUCUACUCUCAGAGGCCUGUGAGGAAACAAACAGCAGAUACAACACUGACGUCGUCAGGUGGUUCGCAUAGCAUCAGCACACAUCCAGUGAGGGACGAGGACACCGACUCAGACGACGACUAUGACGAUGUGGAUGUGCCGACCAUGGCGGACACGCGAGUGACGAUGCCAGCCGUCCAAACUCCGCCCCCACUUCCCCCAAAGCCCAAGGUGCGGUCGAGCUCAGAGGAAAUCGUGUGGGUGGAAGACGAGCGGGGCUGCAAAGCGCCUUCGCUGUGCGUUCCCUCCCCUCUCAUCAGAACCUCCAGUGGGACACACGUGCGGCCCGCUCUCCACCCACGAGUGAUGCGGCACACAGAACCCGUGUCCAUGCUGUUGAACAAGCAGUUGCUGGAGCUUCUCCCCCCUGAGUUGCCUCCUAAAGGCAGACGCAGACCCCAGAAGCCCCCCACCAAGGAGCCUGCUGCUGCUGAGCGUGUGAGUCCUCUAGUGAAGCCUCUAAUCUAUUUUAAGAAGAUCUUCCACGGAUGUCCUCUCAAAAUAAAGUGCUCCACCACGUGGGAACACCCGGACACCAAAGACCAGCAUCUCAUCCUGGGAGCAGAAGAGGGUAUCUACACCCUCAACCUCAACAGCUCAGAGGCCACAAUGGAGCUGUUGUAUCCUGGGAAGUGCACCUGGGUCUACAGUGGCCACAACGUACUCAUGUCCGUGUCAGGCAAAUCCUCUCAGCUUCACUCGCACUCGCUAAAGGAGCUGUAUGAGCAGGCUCGGAGGGACCAGAGGAUGGUGGUGCUGCCCACGCAUCGGCUGUUGCCGAGGAAGUGUGUCGUGACGUGUAAAAUACCUGACACAAAGGGCUGCAGGACCUGCUCAGUCGGUACGACCAAAUACUACACACAAGUGAUUUUUCGUCUUUCUGGAGGUGUCGCACUAAAAGCUGAGAAUUUCCUGUGCUGUGCUUUGGAGUCCAGCGUGAUGCUGCUGCAGUGGUACGAGCCCAUGAGCAAGUUCAUGCUCAUCAAGCAUUUCGACUUCCCACUCGCCAACCCUCUGCGGGUGUUUGAGAUGGUGCUCGACCCUCAGCAGGAGUACCCGCUGGUGUGCAUAGGGGUCACUUGGGGGUCCAGCCCCGGCCUGCCUGCCACUUUAGAGUACAUUAACCUCAACUCCAACACUUCCUGGUUUACGCAUGCUGACGUAGCAGAGAAACACUGCCCAAAUGUUGUACAAGUCAACCAGCUGGACAGCAGCUCACUGCUGGUCCUCUUGGAAAGGUCAGUGCACAUAGUCGACCUGCGGGGGGCGCUAAAGAGCAACUGGCAAAAUGAGACCACCUUCCCUCAUGAUAUAGAGUCUGUAGUGUACUUUGAGGACACGUUGUUAGCAGUGUGGCGUCACGGCUGGGUGAGGACAAGAAGAGGUGUGGCCCGGAUGUUGGAGGAGACCACCGACCGCAAAAAGAUCUACAGGCUGGUGCAGUCAGACAGGAUGGUCGUCAUGGAGACGCACCUGACCGAGGACCAGUCGGGGCUGUCCAACUUGUACUUGCUGGAAAUCGCUGAGAACUACGUCAUGCUGCCCUGACGCUGCUGCCUGCUCAGAGCAUCAUGGGAUACUUGAUGCCUCCACAAAGGACUCAUUGUGAAGGACCAGCACUUGACUGACUGAUUCCAGGGGAUGUCUGCCCGUGUUUAUCCUCAGCUCAACUGCCUCCGUGGGAUCCAAAACGACGUGUAAACUGACUUUUUCUGUCUGUGUAUUGUCAAUAAAGUGCUGCACUGACUGAUAAAA
Molecule: messenger RNA, 2878 nt
Organism: Dunckerocampus dactyliophorus (ringed pipefish)
Lineage: Eukaryota; Metazoa; Chordata; Actinopteri; Syngnathiformes; Syngnathidae
Product: mitogen-activated protein kinase kinase kinase kinase 5-like
Exons: 32
Coding region: 59-2671 (870 amino acids)
Biological process (GO): protein phosphorylation
Molecular function (GO): MAP kinase kinase kinase kinase activity; ATP binding
Source: RefSeq, a predicted model, not a curated record